AUGUCAGAGGAAGAUUGUGGAGGAAGGCAAUGGCGGGCGGGAGGGGAGGCAGGAAGGAGCGGCGUCCAGCGGGAGAGGCAGGAGGAGGAGGAAGGGGCCGGCGGGCAGGCAGGCGUGUCCCAGCGGCCGCUCCGGCUCCAUCGCCGCCAGCCAGCCCGUGAGUAUCCCCGGGGGGGCCGGCGCCGCACUGGGAAGGCCGCAGGCGGGCGGAGCGGGCGGGCGGGCCCCCCUUCCUCCAGCCCCCUUUUGUCUGCGGGCUCGGCUGCGCGCCGAGGGAGGGGAGAGGGAGGGGAGGAGGAGGAGGAGGAGGGAGGGGGCCAUGUUGUGGCAGGUCACCGGGCGGCGCGGGGCCUGCGCGGCGGCCUCGCCGCCUUUGUGUCCGCCCGGGAGCGGCGCCGAGGUGGGGACAGAGCGAGCGCCGUGAGGGGCGGUGGCGCCGGGGGAGCGAGGGAGGGAGGGGCGGCAUUGUGCACUCCGGGGGGCUCGGGGGGAGCCGACCCCGGCCCGGCGGGGUGUGCGGGGCCGGGUUGGUGCCCGGGGGAGCGUCGGGGGCCCGGGGCGGACGGGGGCGGACGCAGCACCGGGGCUACAAUGGGCUCCGGCUCGGGGGGAGCGGAGACGGGGACGGCGCUCGGACCCCACGGGCCAUUGCGUGGCUGGGAUCACACGGGCUUUGUUCGAACGUACGAAAAAUUUGUGUUAUUUUUUUAUUGCUCUUAA
Molecule: messenger RNA, 720 nt
Organism: Haemorhous mexicanus (house finch)
Lineage: Eukaryota; Metazoa; Chordata; Aves; Passeriformes; Fringillidae
Exons: 2
Coding region: 1-720 (239 amino acids)
Source: RefSeq, a predicted model, not a curated record